AUGUCAUCGUCAUCGGAUGCAAACAUCAUCGCCUUGUUGAAUAAUACUACUAUUCAAAUCAAUCGUUAUUUGACACUAUUUAUUUUUCUUUUCGGAAUUAUUGGUAAUGCUUUAAAUACACUUGUUCUUUCACAACGUCCUGUCCGAUCAAAUCCUUGCUCAUACCUAUUUCUUGUCUCAUCAAUUGCUUAUUCUAUAAGUAUUAUUUCUGGCCUUGUUCCUCGAUUUUUAUCUACUUGGAAUGCUGAUUUGACAAAUACAAAUCCGAUUCUUUGUAAAAUUCGUAUCUUUAUCUUUUUCAAUUCAUUAACUAUUGCUUUUUGGCUUAUCAUGUUGGCUACUAUUGACCGAUGGCUUUCUUCAAGUAUCAAUGCGAAUCGUCGACAAAAAAGUUCAUUGAAGAAUGCGCAACGUGGUAUAAUUUGCAUUAUGAUUGUUUCAACUAUUAUUCAGAUACAACAGCUCGUUUGUUUUGAAGCCAAUCUUACCAAUGCUCCAAUUAAAUGUUAUACAAAAACAGUAGCAUGUAGCAUCUUAUCUGACAUGACCUUUGCUUUGAUUACAGUUCUGAUUCCAUUAUUACUUAUGUUCAUAUUUGGUCUGAUGAUUAUCUCAAAUGUACGUCAAACACAAGCUCGUCUACGACCAGUGAACAUGUCGGUUGAUAGUAAUGAGGGUCAUAAUUCAACCACAAUCGGCAUUGGUCGUCAAAACCAACAAAAGAAAAGAGAUCGACAAUUGUUAAAGAUGCUUUUAGUCCAAGUUCUUGUCAUUCUUGCAUUUACUCUUCCACUUGCUUUAUCAAAAUUGUAUACAACAUUCACAAGAAACACAUACAAAUCACCAUUACAAAAUACGAUUGAAAACUUUAUCUUUAAUUUACUGCUUGUUCUUGUAAACACUGCUUCCGGUAUGCCAUUCUAUAUUUAUACGUUGACUGGAGGAAGUAUAUUUCGAAAAGCUUUAUUCGAUCUUGUCAAAUCAUUACGUGACAAGAUGAGAUGGUGA
Molecule: messenger RNA, 1008 nt
Organism: Adineta steineri
Lineage: Eukaryota; Metazoa; Rotifera; Eurotatoria; Adinetida; Adinetidae
Source: the annotation of a GenBank genome assembly